AAACUUGCUGCAAAUUGCAAAGAAAUGGCUCAAAGGCUCCAGCUCUCUCCGUGCCCUGGGAGCUGAGAUGCAGGGCAGUGCCCUUGCCAGGGUGCCCAAUUCCCUGCAGACUGCCAGAAAAAAAGAGGCCAACUGGAAAGGCGAAAGAGAAAGAUUGCCUAGGGGAGAGAUCAGACCCUUGGGCUCUUCUUUGCUCUAAUCUGUCCUGUCUGUGCCCACCACCUCUCCUGACUUGCCAGAACGAUUCAGAUCUGCUGUGGGGGUACUGCCUCAGUUUCCUCAUUCAGGCUGGGCUCUGUGAUCCGGCUUCUCGCUGAACAUUCUGAAAUAACUGGAGAGCUUUGACUUCUACCUCCAGGCCGGGAUAAGAAAUAUUUUCAUAAUGGACACUUCAUCCAAAGAAAAUGCCCAUUUGUUCCACAAAAAUUCAGCGCAACCUGCCGGAGGGCCAUCCUUUAAAGCAGGAUAUCCGUCCACAGAGGAAGCGCGGCCAUGCUGUGGAAAACUCAAGGUGUUCUUGGGUGCCCUGUCUUUUGUUUACUUUGCCAAAGCAUUGGCAGAAGGCUACCUGAAGAGCACUAUUACUCAGAUAGAGAGAAGGUUUGAUAUCCCUUCCUCUCUGGUGGGAAUAAUUGAUGGUAGUUUCGAAAUUGGGAAUCUCCUGGUCAUAACAUUCGUUAGCUACUUUGGUGCCAAACUUCACAGGCCAAAAAUAAUCGGAGCAGGAUGCCUGGUCAUGGGCUUUGGAACUAUGCUCAUCGCAGUUCCCCAGUUCUUCAUGGAGAAGUACAGCUAUGAGAAAUAUGAGAGGUAUUCUCCCUCCUCCAACCUCACUCCCAACAUCUCUCCGUGCUACCUAGAGUCCAGCAGUCCAUCACCACGCUCAAUCGUGGGGAAAUCACAAAACAAGAUAAACGAUGAGUGUGAAGUGGAUACCAGUUCCUCCAUGUGGGUUUACGUCUUUCUGGGAAACCUUCUCCGAGGAUUAGGGGAAACUCCUAUCCAACCCCUGGGCAUCGCCUACCUGGAUGAUUUCGCCAGUGAAGACAAUGCCGCCUUCUACAUCGGGUGUGUGCAGACAGUGGCAAUUAUAGGACCCAUUUUCGGCUUCCUCUUGGGUUCAUUAUGUGCCAAACUCUAUGUUGAUAUUGGCUUUGUGAAUCUAGACCACAUAACUAUCACCCCAAAGGAUCCCCAGUGGGUCGGGGCCUGGUGGCUUGGUUACCUAAUAGCAGGGUUCCUAAGUCUUCUUGCAGCCGUGCCUUUCUGGUGCUUACCCAAGACUCUACCAAGAUCCCAAAGUAGAGAGGACUCCGGCUCCUCCUCUGAGAAAUCCAAGUUCAUUACAGAUGACCCUGUUAACUACCAAAUGGCCCCCAGAGAAGAAAACAUGAAAAUCAUGGAAAUGGCGAGGGAUUUUCUUCCAUCACUGAAGAGUCUUUUUAGAAAUCCAGUAUACAUCUUAUACUUGUGUGCAAGCACUGUUCAGUUCAAUUCUCUAUUCGGCAUGGUCACAUAUAAACCAAAGUACAUUGAGCAGCAGUAUGGGCAGUCUUCCUCCAAAGCCAACUUUGUCAUUGGUCUCAUCAACAUUCCUGCAGUGGCCCUUGGAAUAUUCUCUGGGGGAAUAGUUAUGAAAAAAUUCAGGCUGGGUAUUUGUGAAGCUACAAAACUCUACUUGGGAUCAUCUGUCUUUGGCUACCUCCUCUUCCUCUCUCUGUUUGCACUGGGAUGUGAAAAUUCCAGUGUGGCCGGACUAACUGUCUCCUACCAAGGAACCAAACCUGUCUCUUAUCAUGAACGAGCUCUCUUUUCAGAUUGCAACUCAAGAUGCAAAUGUUCAGACUCGAAAUGGGAGCCCAUGUGUGGGGACAAUGGGAUCACCUAUGCGUCGGCUUGUCUUGCUGGCUGUCAAUCCUCCAGCCGGAGUGGAAAGAACAUUAUAUUUUCUAACUGCACUUGUGUGGGAUUUGCUGCCCCUAAAUCAGGAAACUGGUCAGGCAUGAUGGGCAGGUGUCAGAAAGAUAAUGGAUGUUCCCAAAUGUUUCUGUAUUUCCUUGUGAUUUCAGUCAUCACAUCAUAUACAUUAUCUCUAGGUGGCAUACCUGGAUAUAUAUUACUCUUGAGGUGCAUUCAACCACAACUUAAGUCUUUUGCUCUGGGCAUCUACACCUUAGCAGUUAGAGUUCUUGCAGGAAUCCCAGCCCCCGUGUACUUUGGUGUUUUGAUCGACACUUCGUGCCUCAAGUGGGGAUUUAAGAAAUGUGGAAGCAGAGGCUCCUGCAGACUGUACGACUCUCAUGCUUUCAGACAUAUAUACCUGGGACUAACCACGCUCCUGGGCACGGUGUCUGUCUUCCUAAGCACGGCUGUGCUUUUGGUUUUAAAGAAAAAAUACGUCUCGAAACGCAGCAGCUUCAUAACCGCAAGAGAAAAAAUAGUGAUGUCCUCAAGCGUCAAAAAGGAGACGUGUGCCGCAAGGGAUCAUGGGUUGCAGCCCAAGUACUGGCCAGGCAAGGAGACCCGACUUUAAGAAAAAGAAAUCACGGAAAUGAACAAACAUGAAGGUCAUUUUUAUCUAAUACAUGUAAAUGAAUAAAAUCAUAAUCAAAAGGGCUUCAACGUGUAAUUUCGUCCUGCUUUCAAAGGUAUGGCUGCUUUGUUUUUGACCCUAAGCAUUAGAUGAUGAACCUCUAAAGAUGUCAUUAAAUUUAUUUUAAAACUUUUAAA
This is a messenger RNA of Rattus rattus (black rat), 2730 nucleotides long. RefSeq names its product solute carrier organic anion transporter family member 1C1 (gene Slco1c1). Lineage: Eukaryota; Metazoa; Chordata; Mammalia; Rodentia; Muridae. The record is from RefSeq and is a predicted model, not a curated record. Gene Ontology annotation, molecular function: protein binding; bile acid transmembrane transporter activity. Bases 383 to 2533 code for a protein of 716 amino acids. The transcript is spliced from 15 exons. Gene Ontology annotation, biological process: sodium-independent organic anion transport; bile acid and bile salt transport; transmembrane transport. Gene Ontology annotation, cellular component: membrane.